AGGGAGAGAGGACGGGAUACAGACAUACGAAUAGAGAGAGAUACGCCUCUGUCCUCCUCCAGCACUCCACUGGACUCAGUGCAUUUGGACGGACGCGAUACCUCCUGUGUGAGCGCUGAUCGGGAUACUAAGCACGCAGCUAUUGGUUUUAUUACACCCUCAGCUUUAUCUCCAUCCCCUCUUUCGGUAAGAUGUACCACGUCGUUUUUUGCGGCAGCAAGAAUUAACCCGGAGUCGAGGCGCCGAUCAGUAAAAUCAUUUAUCGACUGGGAAGAUAUAUAAGACCUACGUCCCGGGGACUGUAUGAAAGAGCGCAGAAAAGGUUAUUCCUGACUCCUCUGUGCGCUGGAUGUGUAGGCUACAUAUGCGCCUAUAUCGCUGCGACUGGUGAUACGGACUAGGAUGUCCAGCUGCCACUGAGAUGUGAUUCUCUGGGGUUUCAUUUCCCUUUGACAAAGCAAAGUACACUAUAACAGGCCUGUAUGGUGUCCGGAACACUGAGCUGUGAGAAAAACAGCUCGCCACAAGACCGUCUGGGCUCAGCAGGAAGUACCUCCAUAUUUACUUGCAGGUCAACCUCAGACGUCAUGUGGACCAGAUGCCUGCUCUUCGUCUCAACCUUGUUUGCUCCCAUCGCCAUUGCCUACGGCCGUGCCCCUAUCCCCAUGGCAGUGGUGCGGAGGGAGCUGUCCUGUGAGUCCUACCCCAUUGAGCUGCGCUGCCCGGGCACAGAUGUCAUCAUGAUCGAGAGCGCCAACUAUGGCCGCACCGAUGAUAAGAUCUGCGACUCAGACCCUGCCCAGAUGGAGAACACUCGGUGUUACCUGCCUGAUGCAUACAAGAUCAUGUCACUCAGAUGCAACAACCGUACCCAGUGUGCGGUGGUGGCUGGGCCAGACGUCUUCCCUGACCCCUGUCCUGGCACAUACAAAUACUUGGAAGUCCAAUAUGAGUGUGUCCCAUACAAAGUAGAACAAAAAGUAUUUCUCUGCCCUGGCAUUCUGCGAGGAGUGUACCAAAGUGAGCAUCUCUUUGAGUCAGAUCACCAGUCCGGUGCAUGGUGCAAAGACCCACUGCAGGCCUCAGACAAGAUCUAUUACAUGCCCUGGACGCCGUACCGCACGGACACACUGACAGAGUACUCGUCAAAGGAGGACUUCAUUGCAGGCCGUCCCACCACCACCUACAAACUCCCACAUCGUGUGGAUGGGACUGGUUUUGUCGUCUAUGACGGCGCACUGUUCUUCAACAAGGAGCGCACCCGCAACAUCGUAAAGUUUGACCUGCGCACUCGCAUCAAGAGUGGUGAGGCCAUUAUUGCCAAUGCCAACUACCACGACACCUCACCAUACCGCUGGGGCGGCAAGUCGGACAUUGACCUAGCAGUGGAUGAGAAUGGACUGUGGGUGAUCUACGCAACAGAACAGAACAACGGGCGCAUCGUGGUGAGCCAGCUCAACCCCUACACCCUGCGCAUUGAAGGCUCCUGGGACACCAGCUACGACAAACGAUCGGCAUCCAAUGCUUUCAUGAUCUGCGGAGUCCUGUAUGUGGUCAAAACCGUCUAUGAAGAUGAUGACAAUGAAGGGACAGGGAACAAAAUCGACUACGUGUACAACACUGAUAAGAGCAAGGAGAUGACGGUUAACAUACCGUUCCCUAAUUCCUACCAGUACAUCGCUGCAGUGGAUUACAACCCGAGAGACAACCUGCUAUACGUGUGGAAUAACUACCAUGUGGUCAAGUACUCGCUGGACUUCGGCAACAAUGACUAUCGCCCACCUCCCAUUAUGCCACCUAACCGAGGAGGCGGAGGAGUAGGAGGAGGUCCAGUUGGUGGUGGAGGUUCCUCCUCUUCAUCUACCAGCCGCACUAUCACCACUCGUUCUCCUCCCUACUACACCACCCCACGGCCUCUCCUCACCACGUCCCCCGGCCAGCGCUAUCGAACCACCACCACGGUUCGCCAGCCUGUCCUGGUUCCUGCCGGUGGCUCAUCAUCCGACACUAACCAGAUUCCCGACACCAACCAGAAAGCGAGAGGACGCUCCCCUCCGGUGCAGAUCCCUCCAGCGGCCCCACAGCCUCCUGCCCUGCCUCCCCAGGACUUCUGCAAUCCAAGGCUAACAGCUGACAUAUCAUGGCCCCGGACACAGCAAGGCCAGACAGCCAAGCAGCCCUGCCCAGUCGGCACAUUGGGCGUUGCCACAUACGUGUGCGUGGCCCAUUUGGGAUACUGGGAUCCCCAAGGCCCUGACCUCAGCAACUGCACGUCGCCUUGGGUCAACCACAUCAUGCAGAAACUCCGUUCGGGCGAGACAGCAGCAAUUGUGGCCAGGGAGCUGGCAGAGCAGACCAAAGGGCUUCUGCGUCCUGGCGAUGUGCCAUCGACAGUGCGGGCCAUGGCCCAACUGGUCGAACUGCUGGACGUCCAGCUCAGGAACCUCACCCCCGGGGGCAAGGACAGCGCAGCCCGCAGCCUCACCAAGGCUAUGGUGGAGACAGCGAAUAAUUUGCUUCAGCCCCGAGCCCAGGCGGCCUGGAGAGAACUGUCCACCAUUGGGCAGCUGCACUCGGCCACUCUGCUCCUCGACACCGUGGAGACUGGGGCUUUCAUGUUAGCUGACAACCUCCUUAAGACGGACACUGUGCAAGAGACCACUGACAACAUCCAGCUGGAAGUGGCCAGGCUGAGCACCGAUGGGAACCUAGCAGACCUGACAUUCCCUCAGUCAGAACUACAUGGAAACUCCAUCCAGCUGUCAGCCAGCACUCUCAAACAGCACGGCAGAAACGGUGAGAUCAGGAUGGCCUUUGUCCUGUACAGGAACUUGGGGGCCUAUCUGUCCACAGAGAACGCAAGCGUUAGACUGAGCAGCGAGGCGGUCUAUCCUAAUUACUCUGUUAUCGUCAACUCCCCGGUCAUCACAGCAUCCAUUAACAAGGAGAGCAAUAAGGUUUACCUGUCUGAGCCCGUGGUCUUCACUGUCAAACACCUGCAGCAUUCGGAAGAGAACUUCAAUCCCAACUGUUCAUUCUGGAGCUACUCCAAGCGCACCAUGACGGGAUUCUGGUCUACCCAGGACUGUCGUCUGCUGGCCACCAAUCGCACACACACCACCUGCUCCUGCACACACCUCACCAGCUUUGCAGUGCUCAUGGCCCACGUGGAGGUGAAGAAAGCAGACAGCAUGCACGACCUGCUCCUGGAUGUCAUCACAUGGGUGGGGAUCCUGUUGUCGCUGGUUUGCCUGCUUAUCUGCAUCUUCACCUUUUGCUUCUUCCGCGGGCUGCAGAGUGACCGCAACACCAUCCACAAGAACCUCUGCAUCAGCCUCUUCAUCGCUGAGUCACUGUUUCUGGUGGGCAUCAACAGGGCCGAUCAACCGAUUGCCUGUGCAGUCUUCGCAGCCUUGCUCCAUUUCUUCUUCUUGGCAGCCUUCACCUGGAUGUUCCUGGAAGGGGUGCAGCUCUACAUAAUGCUGGUAGAGGUGUUUGAGAGCGAACACUCCAGGACUAAGUACUUCUACCUGGCAGGCUAUGGAGUGCCUGCUGUCAUAGUGGCCGUCUCCGCUGCAGUGGACUACAGGAGCUACGGCACCGACCGAGUGUGCUGGCUGCGAUUGGACACAUACUUUAUCUGGAGCUUUAUAGGCCCUGCUACGCUCAUCAUUAUGCUGAAUGUAAUCUUCCUCGGCAUUGCUCUUUAUAAGAUGUUCCAUCAUACGGCUAUUCUCAAACCAGACUCUGGGUGUCUGGACAACAUCAAGUCUUGGGUGAUCGGGGCCAUAGCCCUACUGUGUCUGCUGGGCCUGACCUGGGCUUUUGGGCUGAUGUACAUCAACGAGAGCACCGUCAUCAUGGCCUACCUCUUCACCAUCUUCAACUCUCUGCAGGGCAUGUUCAUCUUUAUCUUUCACUGCAUACUGCAGAAGAAGGUACGUAAAGAGUACGGCAAAUGUCUGCGUACUCACUGCUGCAGCGGCAAAAGCGUGGAGACGUCUAUCUCCUCCUCCAGUAAGACCACCACCUCACGGACGCCGGGCCGCUACUCCACAGGCUCACAGGUGAGCUUACCUGCCUGCACACCUGGACGCUACAGCACAGCAGACUCUCAGAGUCGCAUCAGGCGGAUGUGGAAUGACACUGUGAGGAAACAGGAGUCUUCCUUCAUCACUGGAGACAUCAACAGCUCUGCCACACUCAACAGAGCACCAUAUCGAGACACAAAGGGCAUCCUGAACAACGCAAGAGACUCCAGUGUUAUGGAUACACUCCCUCUUAAUGGUAACCAUGCCAACAACUACAGCAUGGCCAGCAGCGAGUACUUAAGUGACUGCGUCCAGAUUCUGGACCGUAGUGGCGGCUACGGCACCCACAGCAACCAUAAGGAGACAACCCUGGAGAAGAAGAUCCUCAAGGAGCUGACCUCCAAUUACAUCCCAUCCUACCUCAACAACCAUGAGAGAGCCACCACCGAGCGCAAUCACAAUCUGAUGAACAAGCUGGUCAACAGCAGCAUGGCCAAUGGAGGGAGCAUGGCAGGAGGCAGCAGCAGCAGCAGCAGCAGUGGAGUUGGUGGGUGUGUGGGCAGCAGUAAAGAGGACAAUGGUCCCAUGAUACUGGACAACCCUGCAGCCUUCCCCCACGAGGAGAACCUGGGUUUAGAGAUUAUCAGAGAGGAGUCCAACGCUCCGCUCCUGCCGCCACGGCCUCCUCCGCCAGACAGCCACCCCCCACCUCCGCCACCCCCUCACAGCUUCUCCCGGCCACGGCGCAUUCCCCAAGAGACCAGCGAGAGCUUCUUCCCCCUACUGACCAACGAGCACACUGACGAGCACACGCAUUCACCCAACCACAGAGACUCACUGUACACCAGCAUGCCAGUGCUGACGGACCUUCCGGAUGGGCAGAUGAAUGGUUUUACAGACGGAGAGGAAGACAGCUCCGGAGAGCUGCAGCCCUGUAAGAGUGCCACUGCUCCGGAGCUGGACGACGUCUAUUAUAAGAGCAUGCCAAACUUGGGCUCCAGGAAUCACCUUCACGAGCUACAGAGCUACUACCACAUGGGCCGUGGUGGCAGUGAUGGAUACAUGGUGUCCGGCAGCAAGGAGGAGUCUGACUCGUCGCCUGAGGAGCCGCCCGUAGACCCUUCCCACCUGGUUACCAGUCUAUAGAGCCAAUCAAGAGACUUCUAUCCCUCCCCAGCCCAUUCUCACACUUCCGACCUUCCAAUGAAAACAUUCUGUGUUGUUGACUGACAGACUGAGCUGGCCCACCCCUGGAUUGAUGUACUGUGUGUGACAUUAACUAUGGUUCAUGACAAUAUGGUUGCGAAUUCACUGGUCAAAUGAAAGCAGGAACUGAAUGUAUUGUCAUAAAUGGUGCAGACUGAAAUGGCGGUUAUGAGAGACUUUUUGUGAACAUACAACAGAAAUGGAACUUUGAACCUGGAAAGGAGAGGAACGGGGAGGGAUUCUGUAAUUUCACCCUACCAGUUACUUUAAUAUGGAAUCUUGGAUUGACCGUAGCCCCACAAGUUCCCCAAUAUGGACCUCUGGCAGAUCAUAGCAUAUAGUCUCUACUACCACCACAACAGGGGCGUGGCCCCCAACCCUGGUUAAAGGAGCUGCCUGUCUGUUUGUCUGUAUGUCUGUUUCUCUGUCUCACUCUUAAAGACACGUACUGGGAUGAUGUUUCCACCUCUCUAAAGGGUAGAGCAGGAUAUUGCACUCCAGUGUACACAACAUAAACUGGCCUUAAAGAGGCCCCGCCCCACUUCCUGCCAAUCAAGUGGAGGAUGUAUGAUAUAUGCCCUCACUACCGAUCAUCCCAAAAACUAUUUUAUUGGGCAACUGAACUGUUACCAUAGCCCGCUGAUGUUCUGAAUCCUCUUCCUGUUCGUAUCUGCUAAACUGGAGUUGUGUCUGGGCUGGUGUAACAUUCCUGCAAGUUGUAGUGACUGCGGCUACUGUGUAUUUCACUGAAAACAAAGAAGGAAGAUCAUAUUACAACAGACUGAAUUAAAAAAAAAAAAAGAAAAAAAAAGAAUGGGUUCCGUUUCUUCUCCUUUCUUCUGUAAAAGUUUUCAGUUAUCAAAGGAUUAUAAAGAAAUCACAAACUGUUUCUAUGUAUUGUACAGAAUACAGAUACAGAUACAAAUGUUGCAUAUGACCAAGUCUUUUAUUUUUUACAUUUUUAAGUUGCAAACCUUUUGUCUGUGGAACUGUUCUAAAAUGUCAUGAUGAUAUGUUCUGGUCACUGUAGAAGACAGAAUGAGCAAGGAACAAUCUGUCAUGUCACUAUUUCGUAACUACAGAGACAGUGAAGCACUCCUUAAUUAAUACGCAUAUACCCUACGCUCACUUCAUUCUGGUCCUUUUAUAGCAACACCACUGUCACUUACAUUUUGCAAAUCAGUUGUUACUAUCUACUUUACCACUGUGUAGAUUUAAAACUAAAGGGGAAAUGAAGUGGCUAGUGUUUUGAAAGAGAUGGUUGCUAUGGAAAUGCUGCAUUUUAGUCUGGAAGUGGGUCUCAUCUCAUUUGUUCUUGAAUAAAAGGGUUUCCUUCCUGGUGAAAAAACAAAGAUAUUAGAUAUUUGGAGCAACACAAGAACAUUCUCUCUAUUGCCAAAUAUUCUACCGAUUGACAGUGCUGUGAUGGAUGAGAUUGUACAGAAAAAGAAUGCUGAGAAUAAUAAAUGUCAUUCUCUAAACUAAAAAAAAGGAGAAUUUCCACUAUUUGAAAAUGGGUGGGUCUUACCUGUGAAAUGCCAUGAUUACACCAUUUAUGUGUAUUGAAGAUGUGAAAACCCUGCACAUAGCAGCACUGACCAAUGUGGAAAUCCAAUGUUUACUUAUUUAGGAGAAAAGUGUAUGAAGUGUAGCUUGCACAUUUAUCCCACAAGCCCCCUUCAUUUCCUCAAGAGAGAAAUUAUUUAUUUAUCUGUUUAUUGGUUUGAAGACAGCAAAACAAGCUUGGAGGAAAAAACGCUGGCUUUAGGCAGGAGUAAAUAAAUGGCACUGGGUUUGUUUUACAGUUCUUUUUUAAAUUAUUAUGAUCAUGAUUAUUAUUACAAUAUUAUUGCUAAUUAUUUAUUCUUUUUGUAUGGGUU
Perca flavescens (yellow perch) is the source of this 7117-nucleotide messenger RNA. It is a transcript of the gene adgrl3.1, whose product is annotated as adhesion G protein-coupled receptor L3.1. Gene Ontology annotation, molecular function: G protein-coupled receptor activity; carbohydrate binding. Bases 483 to 5177 code for a protein of 1564 amino acids. The record is from RefSeq and is a predicted model, not a curated record. NCBI's taxonomy places the organism in Eukaryota, Metazoa, Chordata, Actinopteri, Perciformes, Percidae. The transcript is spliced from 24 exons. Gene Ontology annotation, biological process: adenylate cyclase-activating G protein-coupled receptor signaling pathway; cell surface receptor signaling pathway. Gene Ontology annotation, cellular component: plasma membrane.